AUGGACCACAUGGAUAUGGACAUGAACAUGCAUAUGGGCGGAGGAGAUGAUACGACGUCUAAUGUAGUACUCUCGGCGGAUGGAAUCGACUUUUCGAACAGCACUCAAGCCGCUGAAUUUCUGGACGAUCUGCUCAAUGAUGAUGAGCUCAAAAUCAUUGGCAAUAACUACGCAAAGUACUUUUGGUAUGGAGUGGUGGUAAUCGUCGGACUCGCCACUCUUGCAAACUUUCUAAACUGGCUCACCUUACAAGGUCGCUUACGGGCAGCCGCUCGUAAAAGACAACAGCCCGCCAGACCCAGCAUUAUUUUCUCGCGAUGGUUAGCAACGGCGACUGCGAUCGCGCGGGAGGUCAGCUAUCCUCAAAUCACGCCAACUGCUCGAUGCUUGUGGUUCAAAGUCCCACCAUUGGGAACCAUCCUUUUGCUCAUGUCGUACCUCGCCUUCGUCCUGGCGCUGGAGUUCAUCGACAACGAUGUGGCAGGCGUUCAAUAUUGGCAGGCCUUGGGUGUGCGAGCAGGGUGGCUGUCGGUAGCACAGAUGCCUCUUUUGAUACUCCUCAUCAACAAGAACAAUGUGAUUGGAGCGCUCACUGGAACAUCCUACGAGCGACUGAACGUGCUGCAUCGUUGGUCGUCGCGAAUCAUGCUUCUCAUGGCUAUCCUGCACUUUAGCUAUCAAAGCUAUGGCUGGCAGCAAUAUCCAGGCCUAAUGCAACUCGAAUGGGCUACAGACGACUGCCCAACAACCGGCAUCGCAGCAUUUGCCCUCCUGCUGUGGAUGAAUCUCAGCACUCUAGCUCCAGUCCGCUACUGGUCAUAUGAGUUCUUCAUCGUCCAGCAUAUCAUCACGUUUUUCGGCUUUGUCAUUGCUGUGGUCUACCAUCUACCAAGCACCGCACUGGGCAGCAGAGUCUAUGUAUUCAUACCGGUAGGACUCUAUCUCGUGGAUCGAAUUGUCCGCAGUCUGCUUUACGCAUGGACAAACAUGCGUGCAAGCCGUGCCACAAUGGUCCAACUCGGUGGCGGUGUCACCAAGAUAACAAUCACCAACAAAUCAAUCACAACCUGGCGUGCUGGAUCUCACGUUUUGCUUUCCAUCCCUCGCUUUGGGGUGAUGCAAUCCCACCCUGCAACGAUUCUCUCGACGCCACAAUCGCACGGCGGUGCCCUGGUCUUCCUCCUCAAGAGCCACAAGGGAUUCACUCUUCGCAUCAUGGAAGGCGCAAAUAGUUCCGAAACUGCACUUCUACCACAUAAAAACGCCGAGAGUGAAUCCGAGCAGCGUGCGCAAGUCGUGAAUACGCAGCAUCUGGCACUUCUGGAUGGGCCUUGGGGUGGAUCUCAAUCGGACAUGGCAGCCUUUGAUUCCGUCUUGUUGCUAGCAGGCUCCACAGGCGUGACAUUCACUCUGUCCCUCCUACAAGACCUUGCAGAUCGCGCCAGUUCUUGUGGGAAGCGACUACCCGUGCAGAUGGUCCACUUUAUUUGGUGUGUACGAAGUAGUGAGCAGACUAUGUGGGUCAGCGGCGAAAUAGAGGAGGCACACAGAAAGCUACAAGAUGCUGGAAUCGACGCUCGAAUCAGCAUAUACGUCACAUGCGCUGAGCAAUUCACCGAACUCGGAAACGAACCAAAGGAAUGCGGAUGUGCUUGUGAUAAAUCUCAAGGCCCAUGUUGUUGCGUGUUGGUCGAUGAGGAUGAUGAGGGUGUUGAUGUUGAUGCUAUCAAGACAUCAGGCAGAGGCAAGAAUGCGACACUGGUCAAUGAGAAGUCUGCAUCGCCGUCGCCUACGCGGCAGCUUCUGACACAGGGUCGGCGAAUGCCCAUGCUGCCAUGUGCGACCUUUUAUUCCGGCAGACUAGAUAUCCGAGAGACUGUCAGUAGUCUUCUCGACGACGCUGAAGGGGAAAGUGGCAUUGCAGUGUGUGGGCCUAUUGGGUUGAGCUCCGAGGUCAGAAACACUGUCGUUCGUCUGUCUGACGAAAGAGCUAUUCAUAAAGGGACUUCCGCUCAGGGAUGUGCUCUUCACGUUGAGACAUUCUCAUGA
Molecule: messenger RNA, 2049 nt
Organism: Ramularia collo-cygni
Lineage: Eukaryota; Fungi; Ascomycota; Dothideomycetes; Mycosphaerellales; Mycosphaerellaceae
Product: related to ferric reductase (metalloreductase)
Exons: 1
Coding region: 1-2049 (682 amino acids)
Biological process (GO): copper ion import; iron ion transport; intracellular iron ion homeostasis
Cellular component (GO): plasma membrane
Molecular function (GO): ferric-chelate reductase activity
Source: RefSeq, a predicted model, not a curated record